UCAGUGCGAUGAUGCGAGGUCUCCCCACCAGUUAUAGGUACCGUCACUUGUGACGUUGAGAAUACGGGGACACUCAGUUCAUAUAGUUAUCCUGUUUCCACUGACCCAGCAGGAGUCGAGUCGACAGUGCUGCUCUCGGAUUCAGCAGUCAAGGACACGUCUAAAGAGGCUUGAAAUGGAGACCUUUAAUCAACACCUUAACGCAUAUAUCGACUCAUGGAUGGGCCCUCGUGAUCCUCGAGUUCGUGGAUGGCUAAUGUUGGACAAUUAUCCCCCAACGUUUCUGUUUACGGUUUUAUAUCUCCUGAUUGUUUGGAAGGGUCCAAAGUAUAUGAAGGACAGACAGCCAUUCUCCCUCAGAGGUGUCUUGGUGGUGUACAAUCUGGGCCUCACUCUCCUGUCCCUCUAUAUGUUCUGUGAGUUAGUCAGUUCUGUGUGGUAUGGUGGAUACAACUUCUUCUGCCAGGAUACGCGCAGUGCUGGAGAGUAUGACAAUAAGAUCAUGAAUGUGCUGUGGUGGUAUUACUUUUCCAAACUCAUUGAGUUUUUGGACACCUUCUUUUUCAUCCUACGGAAGAACAACCACCAGAUUACUUUCUUGCAUGUCUAUCACCACGCCAGUAUGCUCAAUAUAUGGUGGUUUGUGAUGAACUGGGUACCAUGCGGUCACUCAUAUUUUGGAGCCACCCUCAAUAGCUUCAUCCACGUGCUGAUGUACUCCUAUUAUGGCCUUUCGUCUAUCCCGGCCCUGCGCCCAUACCUCUGGUGGAAGAGAUACAUCACGCAGGGCCAACUGACCCAGUUUGUUUUAACUAUGUCUCAGACAACAUGUGCUGUGAUCUGGCCAUGUGGUUUCCCAAUGGGCUGGCUAUAUUUCCAGAUAUCCUACAUGGUUUCUCUUAUUGUCCUUUUCACAAACUUCUACAUUCAGACCUACAUGAAACAAGGAGCUUCACAGAAAAUUGGUUAUCAGAAUGGAUCUCUAGCUUCUGCAAAUGGCUAUUCCAAUGGGGUGACACCCACAGAGAAUGUUAAGCACAGGAAACCCAGGGCGGAUUAACAUAUUGCAAGAAUUCUGACACAAUCUCCAACGGUAGUGUGUAUAUAUAUA
Chanos chanos (milkfish) is the source of this 1111-nucleotide messenger RNA. RefSeq names its product ELOVL fatty acid elongase 5 (gene elovl5). The record is from RefSeq and is a predicted model, not a curated record. Gene Ontology annotation, cellular component: endoplasmic reticulum membrane; endoplasmic reticulum. Lineage: Eukaryota; Metazoa; Chordata; Actinopteri; Gonorynchiformes; Chanidae. The coding region runs from base 176 to 1060 and encodes 294 amino acids. Gene Ontology annotation, molecular function: fatty acid elongase activity. The transcript is spliced from 8 exons. Gene Ontology annotation, biological process: sphingolipid biosynthetic process; fatty acid elongation, saturated fatty acid; fatty acid elongation, polyunsaturated fatty acid.